AUGGAGUUGCUCUUGCGAACAGUAUCAAGGGAAAGUGUGCAUCAUCAGCUAUCUGAAGGUGCUCAACUGCUUUUUGCAUCCAGAGGGACUUGCCAGCAGACAUUUGCUCUGAUCAUUGAUGGAAAAUCACUAACAUAUGCUCUAGAGGAUAAUAUGAAAAACAUGUUUCUAGAGCUUGCAAGUCAUUGUGCAUCUGUUAUCUGCUGCCGUUCAUCGCCAAAGCAGAAGGCUCUGGUUACUAGACUGGUCAAAUCUGGAACUGGUAAAACAACAUUAGCUAUUGGUGAUGGAGCUAAUGAUGUCGGAAUGCUUCAAGAAGCAGACGUAGGGAUUGGAAUCAGUGGCGUCGAAGGAAUGCAGGCCGUCAUGUCUAGUGAUAUUGCAAUUGCGCAGUUCAAGUAUUUGGAAAGAUUACUUCUUGUACAUGGACAUUGGUGUUACCGGAGGAUGUCAUCAAUGAUAUGCUAUUUUUUCUUUAAGAACAUCACAUUUGGAUUCACCCUAUUCUUGUAUGAGGUGUAUGCAUCAUUCUCUGGACAGCCUGCAUACAAUGACUGGUUUUUGUCUCUCUAUAGUGUCUUCUUUUCGUCACUUCCUGUAAUUGCCCUUGGGGUCCUUGACCAGGAUGUAUCUGCCAGGUACUGCCUGAAGGUAAGUUGUGAUUAACAUCUAAGACUAUUUGUUUCAAAUUCUCAAGCCCUUCAAAUGGCCAUUUCCAAAAUGGAGAACAUUUCUCCUUCCUCUUUUCUUGCCUCAAACACUAAUUGUCACUUAUACGGUGACAAAAAUAUGAUCCAAACAGGUAUUAAUAUGCUGUCAUGUUUCUAUUAAUAUUUGAGAAACAAAAUAUUUCAUUGUUGUCGUGUUAAAAUGCUGUUUUUUGAUUUAAAUAAAAAACAAUAAAACUCACCAAA
Molecule: messenger RNA, 914 nt
Organism: Vigna umbellata (rice bean)
Lineage: Eukaryota; Viridiplantae; Streptophyta; Magnoliopsida; Fabales; Fabaceae
Source: RefSeq, a predicted model, not a curated record